Meriones unguiculatus (Mongolian gerbil) is the source of this 2807-nucleotide messenger RNA. It is a transcript of the gene Pwwp3a, whose product is annotated as PWWP domain containing 3A, DNA repair factor. NCBI's taxonomy places the organism in Eukaryota, Metazoa, Chordata, Mammalia, Rodentia, Muridae. Gene Ontology annotation, molecular function: nucleosome binding. Gene Ontology annotation, cellular component: nucleus; cytosol. The transcript has 12 exons. Gene Ontology annotation, biological process: chromatin organization; DNA repair. Bases 815 to 2563 code for a protein of 582 amino acids. The record is from RefSeq and is a predicted model, not a curated record.
CUGUUUUGUUUUGUUUUUGGAUUUUGUUUUUUUCCUAAUACUAUCUUUCCCCUUCUAUCUGGGGUUUCUAAUGUGCUUUUCACAAAAGAGAGAGAAGCCUGCUUCCACUGGGCUCAUUCAUUCUCUGCUUCUGUCUUUCCACACUAAUAGCCUUGUGGGGAGGACAAUGGAUUUGAAGUUGAAGGACACCAAUUUCAAGUUGAAGGUCUUACAUGAGGCAUAGGGAUCUGCAGGGAAAGAGGGGUCUCAAGGGCAAAUAAAUAGAAACGAUUCCCAGAAAUCCAGGAUGGGGUCUCCCCUCCACCAAGGACCAGCAUAUCUUGUUUCUGAUCUGGAUGCGCCAACCCCACUUCUCCACCAAGAGAAAACAAUAUUUUUUGCACUGUAAAGGCAGAUGGGUAGCAGGACUCCGUGGUCCUGUACCUGAUUGACCCCUCAUGGGUCAUCUGCAAGGACUCUGUGGGUGUGGGCUUGUGGUUUGGUCCCCUGUCAACAUCUUUACUUCUGAAGAGUCCACUGGCCACCCGUCUCCCGGGUCCCCCCUGGCCGGCUUCUUCCUGCCACGUCUUCAGAGCCCACCACCGCUCGAGAGAGUCCCCAGCUCCCGCUCUCCCUGCGGCAGGGAAGGAUCCAGGUGAAGAGCUCUGCUGUGGAGGCGCUGCAGAAGUCACACAUCGAGAACAUUGCCGCUUUCCUGGCCUCUCAGAACGAAGUCCCGGCUACCCCCCUCGAGGAGCUGACCUACCGGCGCUCCCUGCGUGUGGCCCUGGAUGUCUUGAACGAGAGAGGCAGCCUGAGUCCCGAAAGCCGUCUGAUGGAAGAUGGGACCACACUGUCUCAGAAAGAGAAGGCACUUGCAGAUUCGGCCUCUCCGGUCUCGGCCUCCCGUGCUCCGUCCCCAUCCGUUCUCGGUGAAGAUGGUCAAGAUGUGGUCGCCCAGUGUGCACCCAAGAGGAGGUGGGGCUGCAUGCCACAAAGCCUGUCAGGGUUGUCUGCAUUUGAAGAGAAACCUGGGUGCAAAGCGGACCACAAGACAGCUCUCUCAAAGAGCGGAACCCCGAGAACCCCAGCGCCUUCCCGCACUGCAGAUGGCUCCCAAGAUGGUUCUGGGUCACGGCUGGACCGUGGUCAGGAGGGCACAACCAAUAAGAGGCGGAGAAAUUUGGGAGAGAAACCUACCCGGCACCGAAGAACAGGGUCUAGCCUUUCCAAGGGAGAGGGUGUUGCAGAGAGCGAGGGUCAAGCUAGCUGUGUGAGCCCAGCCUCACCUAGGCUGCCCCCUCAAACCCAGGAGGAGGGUCCCUGUGCCUCGGUCAAAGGCUGUGACCGGGUCAUGUCAUCAGGCAGUGGGCUGCCCCCAGCCUCUGACAGAGGCAGAGAACGCUCCGCAAAGAGGCCACGCUUGGAUUCAGGCCAGAACCCACCCACCAGGCAGCUGGGGACUAGAACUGUUGGGGCAGCGCCCUCCCCUGGGAGCCGUUCUGGGGAGGUCACGAUGCUUCGCAGCGCUGGAGACAGUGACAAAGCAGAGGAAGCAGAUCCUGUGUCCUCAGAAGAGUCCACAGGGCUCAAGUCCGUCCAGUCCCUGCUGGAGGAGGAGGAGGAGGAAGAGGAGGAGCCUCCCCGGAUACUUCUGUAUCACGAACCGCGAUCAUUUGAAGUAGGAAUGCUGGUCUGGCUCAAAUACCAAAAGUACCCGUUCUGGCCAGCCGUGGUCAAGAGCGUUCGGCGGAGAGACAAGAAGGCCAGCGUGCUCUUCAUUGAGGGCAACAUGAACCCCAAGGGCCGAGGAAUCACUGUGUCGCUGCGAAGGCUCAAGCACUUUGACUGCAAGGAAAAGCACGCGCUGCUGGACAGAGCCAAAGAGGACUUCGCCCAGGCCAUCGGCUGGUGUGUCUCGCUUAUCACGGACUACCGGGUGCGCCUUGGCUGCGGCUCUUUCGCUGGGUCGUUCUUGGAGUAUUAUGCUGCUGAUAUCAGCUACCCUGUGCGCAAGUCCAUCCAGCAGGACGUCCUGGGGACAAGGUUUCCUCAGCUGGGCAAGGGGGACCCUGAGGCGCCUGCAGGGGACAGCCAGCCGGGACAGUGGCGGCCAUGCAGGAAGGUGCUGCCCGACCGCUCCAGGGCUGCGCGCGACAGAGCCAACCAGAAGUUGGUGGAGUACAUCGUGAAGGCCAAGGGCGCCGAGAGCCACCUGCGGGCCAUCCUGCACAGCCGCAAGCCCUCGCGGUGGCUGAAGAUGUUCCUGAGCUCCGGCCAGUACGUGACGUGUGUGGAGACGUACCUGGAGGAUGAGGCGCAGCUGGACGAGGUGGUGGGGUACCUGCAGGGCAUCUGCCGGGACAUGGACGGGGAGGUGCCUGCGAGCGGCAGCGGGGACCGCAUUCGCUUCAUCCUGGACGUGCUGCUGCCUGAGGCGAUCAUCUGCGCCAUUGCCGCCGUGGAGUCCGUAGACUACAAGACGGCGGAGCAGAAAUACAUCCGUGGCCCGACACUUAGCUACCGGGAGAAGGAGAUCUUUGACAAUGAGCUCCUGGAAGAGAGGAGCCGGCGCCGGCGCUGAGUCCGCAGCGUGCCCGAGGUCUCUGCGACAGUGUGCCAGAAGCAAGAGGCCUAGGAGUGACUUUGAUCUGUGCGUCCUGAUCUUUGCCCUUCAGCCCGGAGUCUGCAGGAUCAGGUGUCGUCAACGUACCGGAAGCCUGCUGGCAGCUACGAACACUCGCUUUCUGGAAGUUUCUGUUUGUGUACACGUGUAUGUUUGGUUUUUAUUUUUUUAAUUAUUUUGUUUAUAAAUGCGUUUGAAUGCA